Molecule: messenger RNA, 1623 nt
Organism: Penicillium pulvis
Lineage: Eukaryota; Fungi; Ascomycota; Eurotiomycetes; Eurotiales; Aspergillaceae
Product: flavin-containing monooxygenase
Exons: 1
Coding region: 1-1623 (540 amino acids)
Molecular function (GO): oxidoreductase activity
Source: RefSeq, a predicted model, not a curated record
AUGACACGAACAGAUGGUGAUAUCGAGACUGACGCCAUCGUUAUCGGUGGUGGCUUUGGCGGCUGCAAUUCGCUCUACAAGCUCCGCAAUCUUGGCCUGUCCGUGAAAUUGAUCGAAGCCGGCGGUGCCUUUGGUGGCGUAUGGCACUGGAACCGCUACCCUGGUGCCCGUGUCGACACGGAAAUGCCAUCUUAUCAGUUCAAUAUUCCUGCAGUGUACAAAGGUUGGAACUGGUCGGAGCGCUUUCCAGGCGAUGAAGAACUGCGACGCUACUUCAAGCACGUUGACUCAGUCUUGGGCUUGAGCCAAGAUACUUUUUUCAAUACCAUCGUCACUAGUGUAAAGUAUGACAACGCAAGUUGUCGUUGGAACAUUUCUACAAACACAGGCCUCACGGCCUCUUGCAAGUAUGUCAUCGCCGCGACCGGGUCUUCCUACAAGAAGCACUUCCCUCGUUUCAAUGGAUUGGAAAAGUAUGGCGGUCAACUGGUUCAUGCCGCCGACUAUCCCGAGAAUCUCAAUGUGAAGGGAAAGCGUGUUGGAGUUGUUGGAAAUGGCGCUUCGGGUCUCCAAAUCAUCCAGACCCUUGCCAAAGCGGAUUGUGAGCUCACAGCUUUCAUUCGCACGCCUUGUUUUGCCAUUCCCAUGAAACAGCGAUCUAUUCAAACCGAGGAUGCCGAAAUGAUGAAAGGUUAUUACGACUGUCUCUUCGAUCGAUGCUACAGCUCUGCCGCUGGCUUCCCACAUAACACCCGAUUCCAGUCUGCGCAUCAAGCAACACCAGAAGAGAGAAAGGAGCUCUUUGAUGAACUUUGGGAGCGUGGCGGCUACAGCUUUCUGGUAUCAAAUUACUAUGAUUUCCUUCUCGAUGAGAAGGCCAAUGCUAUCUUUUACGACUACUGGGUGCAAAGGACCCGUGCCCGCAUGACAGAUCUUACGAAAAUGGAUCUUGUCGCACCCUUGAAGCAGCAAAUGCUAGUUGGAACCAAGCGACCAAGUCUAGAGCAGGACUACUACGAGAUGAUUGACCGACCCAAUGUGACCUUGCAUAAUUUGAAACACUCGCCGAUCGUCGACUUCGAUCACACUGGCAUGGUCACAGGCAACAGCGAAGAAACCCAGCACCACGAUCUAGAUAUAUUGAUCUUUGCUACGGGCUACGAUGCCGUCACAGGUAGUUUGCUGGACCUCGCGAUCACGGACAAGAACCAGGUUCCUUUGUCUGAGAAAUGGAAGAAUGGUGUUUUGACCCACCUGGGACUGAUGAUCCCUGACGCGCCUAAUUUUUUCAUGGUGUAUGGCCCCCAGGCUCCAACAUCCUUGGCCAACGGGCCGCCUUUUAUCGAGAUGGAGGUUGACUGGAUCUGCAAAACCAUAUCAAAGAUGCAGGAGAGGAAUGUUGGGUCCAUUGAGCCAACUCAAAAGGCUGCCGAGGCGUGGCGAGAGCAAGUUGUUGCUGUCAGCAAUCAUACGUUGUAUCCGAAGACGGACUCUUGGUACAUGGGGGCCAACAUUCCAGGGAAGCGGCGAGAACCACUUAUUUAUCUUGGUGGUAUGCAAAGUUGGUGGAAGAGUUGCGCAAGUGCUUUAGAGACUUGGGAAGACUUCGACGUGGAUGUUUGA